This is a messenger RNA of Orussus abietinus, 1834 nucleotides long. Its product is annotated as solute carrier family 25 member 46. Gene Ontology annotation, biological process: mitochondrial fission; mitochondrial membrane fission. The coding region runs from base 399 to 1595 and encodes 398 amino acids. The transcript is spliced from 5 exons. Gene Ontology annotation, cellular component: mitochondrial outer membrane. Lineage: Eukaryota; Metazoa; Arthropoda; Insecta; Hymenoptera; Orussidae. The record is from RefSeq and is a predicted model, not a curated record.
ACGGCUUUUCAUCUUCCCGCCUUUCUUGCAUAUAAUACACUACCUCUAAACAAUUUUCGAUUUACAAGGUAUUUUACGUAAAAAACCUCGAAUGACGCGUCACUGCACAACCCUGGUUGAUACAAGCGAGAUUCAAUGCCAACAGUUAUAAAACCGGCUUGAGGGAGACUGUGUAAACGUACUAUUGGAAUUAAUUCGUCCUGCCAUCUAGCGGCCUGCGCGAUAACUACACAUUGAACACCCAGUGUCAACCCAGGAUUUGAACCUCUAAACUUCUAAACCCAUCGGUAUAAACUGGUGAACAUAUACUCCAAUUUAAUAUCCUAACUCAAAAUUAAGGUUCCGAUCUCUUUCAAUCAAUUCCUGUACGUCAAAAGCACACGAUCACCUGCUCGACGAUGGCAGGCCUUGCAGGUUAUCAGAAAGUUUACCGAGGAAGGCAAAUGGAAGAAGAGAUCGGUGCUGGUGUUCCGAAUAAAUAUUACGGCAGAGAGGUUAUUCGUCCUCUGGACAUCCCCGUUAUACAUCCUUUGGCAGAAGACAGUCCUCCAGCAGACGCCGAUGACUUCCUCGUAAAGAAGUACAUUGGGAUGGGAUGUGGCUUGGCGAGCUUGAUCACUGAGAACUUGUUGAUCCAUCCUUUUAUCAUCCUGCGGAGACAAUGCCAGGUGAAUCCCACAGCUCAGCGGUAUCAUUUGGUUCCGAUAACGCUGAUACCGGUGAUGAUUCGCUUACAUCAAAGCCAAGGACUGAGUACCUUGUGGAAAGGAAUCGGUUCCGUUUUGUUGGUCAGAGGAUUAACCCUUGCCGUUGAAGAUCUCGUCUCUAAAAUCACAUUUUGGCCAAAGGAGAUCUCUUGGAACAGCAGGCUGAAGGCGUUUGGUCAACACGUCCUCUUAAAAUGUGUGUCUAUAGGCAUCGUAAUGCCAUUUUACUCGGCUUCGUUGGUGGAAACGGUCCAGUCAGAAAUAGUUUCUGAAAGACCCGGCAUCUUGGAUGUAUUUCGAGAUGGAGCUAUGCGAGCGAUCGAAAUAAGCAACAGAGGAACUCUGCUGCCAAUCUAUAUCCUGCUUCCUCCGACUGUUGCAUAUGGAGUCGCCAAGUACUUGUUUAGUCUUCCUAUCAGAAGUCUCACUAGUCGAAUUAUGCACAUCAGGCAUAAACACUCUCAGGAACUACGGGGUGCUUACAGUCGAGAUCUCGUGUCGGAGAGCGUGGUGCAAGACAUAGAGUUGCAAUCGACUCUAAUUUCCAUGUACACUGCGGACAUUGUAUUCUACCCAUUUGAAACAGUUAUUCAGAGGUUGCAUCUGCAGGGAACCAGGACGAUCAUUGACGAUUUAGACUCUGGACGUAGCGUCACCCCACUAAUGAUGCACUGCACCGGAGCUGUCGAUUGCUACAGAAAAAUCAUAUCCAGUGAAGGUCUCUUCGGUUUGUACAAGGGUUUCGGUGCUCUAGGUUUACAAUUCAUCGUCCACGUGCUGGUGCUGAAAGCGACAAAGUGGAUUCUCAUCGAGUUAACCAACAUGUUAAGGCCAAGGCCCAAGACGAAAAAGACAGCAGCGAUCCCACCAUACUGUCCAGAGCUGUAAACUUAUACAAAAGCUUUACACACCAAUUUCCGGUGAUUCACCCAAAAAGAAAAAAACUUGUCACAGACAAGUUAUGAAAUCUGCCCCGAGCCCAGUGGCUGCGAUGAUAAUUAGUGCAUCGUAAUGAAAACUCGUGGAUAACCUUCCCAGUGGGUUACUUGUGCGUUCUCGACCCGUUUAAAUAAUGCACAGUAGAUCUUUACAACUAAUUAAUCGUAAUAAAUAUAGAUCUAUAGAUA